UCAUCUGUCUUAUCUUCUAAUAUUUUGGUUUUUCAGAAAAAAUAUUUUUCAGUUUUCUCAAAUCUUGAUAAUAAUUCAGCUCCUGGGUAACUUGAAUUAGAGAAUGGAUUGAAAGGAUGCUUGGUGGAGGUUCUGAGGAAGCAUGAGCUUAGGUGCAGGGAUUGGUCCUUUAAUAAUCACAGCCAAGUUCCGCAGUCAGUUCAUUCUAAGUUAGCUUCAUAGAUGCUGUUUGUGCUUUAUCAUUUAGUGAGUAAACGUGUGUGACCAUGUCACAAUGGCAGGGUGGACUUUGCUUUGCUUACAUUUUUAUGAAACAAACAAAUCUUUAAAAGCUCUGUUUAUGUUUCCCAGGGGUAUUAUAUAUUGGUACUCAGGGACUAAUUGAUUUUUCAAAAUUGAGUGUCUAAAACAUCUUAGGGACAUAUAAGACUUACUCAUGAACUAACAUUAAAUUAGCAAGUUAAUUAUACUUCUUAUCCAAGGGAUUUAAAAAGGAUAUAUAAAAUUGCUAUCUGUUGAAAGGAGAAGCUAAUUCCCCAGCAGGGGGAGGGGGCAGAAAACCAAUCUGUAUUAAUUUAUUCUGGAACUGCAAUGAUAUUUAAAUUAAAUCACUGUGCUUUUGAAUUCUACUGUGGGACCUGGUAUUUGUCAAUGGGCUAUAGAUUUUCAAUUUUCAGUUCUGGCCCUGAGGUCUGCAGUCUUGCUUUUUACUCUGACAAACGGCAGCCUUUUGAGAUUAGCCAGCUAGCCAGCCAUUGGAGGCUGAGGCCGAGUGACUGGAGGGAAGUGAGAACUGCCAGGGAGAUAAUAACUCAGCUUUGCUGACAUGCUCCUCAUACCAGCUUUCCGAGGGAUGUGUCAUCGUUUUUACAGAAUGACCCCCAGUGAACCAGUGGCUCUAUGGCAUUUGCCUUUCUUGUUCACUCCAAGUUCUUUACAACCAAGCCCUUGGGAUUUAUCCUCCUGUAGCUUUACACUAUUAAUCUUUUGAAGAAAUUUUAGGGGUUUUUAUCAGAUGGGAGCAGAGGCUUAGAAAAAUUGAUUCUUUCUAGAGUUAAAGGUGUAAAUCACUGAUAUUACCUACUAUCCUGGUAUAGUCUUUUCUUUGUUUCUACUAUAUGUGGUCUUAGCCUCUUACUGAUCGAAACUGCAGUACUCCCACUGUUUAAAUUCAGAGAAGUGUGUCUUUGGCACAACUGUUAUGGGAUCCACUUUUAUUAACUCUCAUGAAGGCUUUUGACUUUUGAAGUGUGAGGCAAUGAAUCUGACAUGGUCUGCUGAAUAUGUCAUCAUCAUUCCGUGGAGACAACUGGUUAUUCUCUCAUCUUAUCUCGAAAGCAAAGACAACUCUUGGAAUGUGAGUCGGAGCAGAAGCAUGUGGAGAUGAACGUGAAGGAGAGCAGCGAGUUUUCGCUCUCACAUUUCUCAGUGUCUUUGAAGUAUUGCCUUUCGCUGUCAGAAAACAGCACAAGAAUGGUUCCACCAUAAAGCACCUCGCUCUAACAGAAACUCAAUUUUACUGAGUCAGAAUAUGCCUAGGGCUAACAGAGGCAGCAGGGUGAUGUGUUCCUGUUGCAGGGUUUCCAUUUAAAAGCUGGCUUGUGUCCAUGUCCCUAGGACUCUUGUGGUGGUUACGAUGGCAGUUUUGAGACAGAUAUCCCUGGUGGGCCUUGAACUCCAGCUCCUCCUGCGUUAGCUCCCAUAGGGCUGGGAUUACAGAUGUGUGUCGUUGUACCCACUUCCAGAUCUCUAAUUGGUUUUUAAGUGAAAUUUGGAAUAAAUCAUUUGAAACUCUUUGUGAUUUAAGGAAUCACAGACAUUUCUAUGCAGAAUUAAUGGAAAACACAAUGCUCUGGUAGUUAGCAAAUUUAUUGGUUUACGGUUCAGCUCUUUUCCCUUGGUUUAACACCUUUUUAUAUUAAGUAAUCUACAUCAGGUUUAUUUUAUUUGUUUUUGCUUUACUUUCAGCAGUGCUGGGGAUUGAACUUAGGGCUUCACAAAUGCUAGGUAAGGUAUCUUACAUCCUCAGGCCAGCUAACACUAUUUAAAAUGUAAUAUUGUUAUAGGUUUUUUGUAGUUUUGCUUCUUUUUAGCAUUUGGACAUUUUCUUUAGAAUCUGGGCAUAUCUUUAUACUAAUUUCCUCUGAUUCUUUAUAAUAUGUUUUUUUUUUUAAUUUCUUUGUGGAAAUGAAAUUAGUAUAUCUAGAUCUUUCAUUUUGUUUUCUUUCUAAGGCUUGUUCUAGAACAAUAUAGGACUAAAUGUUAAUAGAUAUAUGACUGGCCCAUAUCCAAAAUAGUGUUUUAACACAGCAGAGAAUAUAUUUUUUUUAGGGUCGGAUUGCUUUUGUGCAUAGUACAUGUAUUUUCAGCUUGUUUUUCAGUAGAGAUAUAGUGUGUGUGUGUGUGUGUGUGUGUGUGUGUGUGUGUGUGUGUGUGUAUGUGUGUGUGUGUGUGUGUGUUUCUACGGCAAACUUAGGAUUUCCUUGGUCCACCAAACCAGACUAGUUCAUAAAAUGGGAUUUCAGGUAAUUUUGUCUCUGUAACAAUGGGCCCACCACGACUGGUUGGCAUGAUUAAAUGUGCAACUGCUACAUCAGUUCCCAAGGACACCAUUAUCCUGCUAUGUAAAUCGUGGCCAGGCAAGCCAGGGCUCAGUCAUUCAAGCACAGGAUGGAGGCGGCACAGUCUAGGCCUCCUAGAGCUAUGUUAUGGAAGUGCUUGUCCCAACAGAUUGUCUUUAGGGAUGGUGAUGGACAGGGAUAGUGGCCAGACAACUUUUGAUCCUCAAGAAUGGGAAUGCUUACAUCAGGAUGACAGGGGGGAGUCAUGGCUAUGACUGCCAUCUCUGUUGUCCAUGCUGUGAACUUUUGUAGACUGCUUACACACCUGGAUGAGACCUGUACCGCCUGUCUCAGAGAAUAACCAACUCUGACAUUAAUAUACACUUAGGUUAAGACUUAUUUCACUUAUUUUUAUUUCUAAACACAGUAUACCUCAGAGUAAGAGCUAGAUAAGGUAAGCUCUCGAUUUAGUUGGUGUCUGUGACAGCUAGCACAAUACCAGGGAGUUAAGAUGAAUGAUACACGAUCUCUAUGAGACAAAUACCUUUUGUAAGUAGGAAUUGCUUCCAGAACAGAGCUAAUGCUACUGAACUAUAAGCUAGAGAGUGACAUGCAAGUGGAAUGGGAAACUCGCUAUACUGAUAGAUGCCACAUAUCUUUCCAUAGGUGAUUUUUUCCCCUGGGUGACUAGUAAUUAUAGUCAUUAUUUUUUUGUGAUACAUCAUAGCUCAGAUAGCAACUAUUUUGUUUAUAAUCAGAUGAAUAAGAUAUUAUGUUUGGCUUUGUUUAUGGAAAAAGACACAUUAUGAAUUUGUGGUUAUAAGCUUGUUAGUAAAAAGGAUGAAUGGUUUCUUGUAAUUUGAAUUUUCAUAGCAAAAGAGUAAAAACCAGUAUCUCAUUGUAGCAUUGAAAUGCUUUGUAACCUUGCAUCUGUUGGAAACCCAUGGACUCUGUCAAAGAAGUCACUUGGAGAAGAAAUGAUCCAAUGAUAGGGAAUUAAGCAAGUCAAUGCUAAAAAUGAUGCUGAUAAUUGUAAUGAUAUCAAUAGUUCAGCUCAACAAUGUGGCCACUGUUGACAUUUUAAAUGCCAUAUAUUGUUAACUUCAUUUUAAGGAUACAGAAUUUGAAGGCUACAAAGACCAAGAACAUCUCAAGGGCAUAAAUGUGAAAGUCAGGACUCAAGUCAGAUAGUUUUAGCUUUGGUCUCUUAGUUGUCACAAUCCUUCCAUUAACCCAUAAUUAAUAUAUGAUGGUAGAAAAUCAAGAGUGCUCUUUGGCGUCAGCGGCAGAAGCAACAUGACGAAAGGAACAUCAUCCUUUGGAAAACGUCGCAAUAAGAUGCACACGCUUUGCCGCCGCUGCAGCUCUAAGGCCUACCACCUUCAGAAGUCAACCUGUGGCAAGUGUGGCUACCCGGCCAAGCGCAAGACAAAGUGUAACUGGAGUGCCAAGGCAAAGAGAAGAAACACUACCGAGACUGGGCGGAUGAGGCACCUGAAAAUUGUCUAUCGAAGAUUCAGACAUGGAUUCCAUGAAGGGACAACACCAAAACCCAAGAGGGCAGCUGUUGCAGCAUCCAGUUUAUCUUGAGGAAUUUCAGUCAGUCAUAAAAUAAAUGUUCUGGUUU
Messenger RNA from Peromyscus leucopus (white-footed mouse), 4188 nucleotides. RefSeq names its product 60S ribosomal protein L37-like. Gene Ontology annotation, molecular function: RNA binding; structural constituent of ribosome. Gene Ontology annotation, biological process: translation. Gene Ontology annotation, cellular component: cytosolic large ribosomal subunit; ribosome. The transcript has a single exon. Bases 3858 to 4151 code for a protein of 97 amino acids. Lineage: Eukaryota; Metazoa; Chordata; Mammalia; Rodentia; Cricetidae. The record is from RefSeq and is a predicted model, not a curated record.